AUGGAUUCAAACAGUGACUUUAUUGAUCUAACAACUACGAGAAAGAAUCUUGAUUUGAUAUCGGAUAUCAAAUUCUCCAAAAAUAAUCAAUAUCAACUUUUGAUUGGUACUUGGGGUAGUAACCUACUCCUAUACGACUGUCGAUCAUUUACCAAUUACCCUCAUGAGCCAUUGCCAAGGGAUCCCAUUUGUGAAUUGAAUACUAUUGACACUCCAUUGAGUAUACUAUAUCCAGGAAAUAAUAAUACAAAUAGUCAGGCACCACCAAUUGUAGGAUUACUUGAUGGUUCAGUACGGGAAGUUGAUUUUGAGAAUGUCAAACUUGGCAAAAACAUGGGUGAAUCCAUCGAGGGCGAAGACGUACGGAAUGGAAUCAACCACUUGUGUCAAGUAGCAAACAAUUCCAUCAUUGCUAGUUCUUUCAGGGGUAAUUUACAACUUCUAGAUCAAAGAUUGCAAAAACCAUUAGCCAGUUGGAAAAAUGAGAGGAAAAUCUUGACAAUGACAUCAACCGAAAAAUACUUGAUCCUUGGAUUGGCGGGGAAUAUAGUUGAACUUUAUGAUUUGAACAAGUUGGGACCAUCCUCAAAACCAAUGCCAGUGGAGACCAGAGAAGUUGGAUUAAAAUACCAGGUGACUGACAUUAAAGCCUCACCUGACCAAAGCGCGCUUGCAAUGUCGUCAAUUGAUGGUAGAGUAUCGAUCGAGUACCUUGAUAUCUCACCCGAAGCACAGCAGGAGAAAAAUUUCGUAUUCAAAAGUCAUCGACAUUUUGACAAAGAAUCAGGAACCGAUUUGGUCUACCCGAUAAACUCAAUGGCAUUCCGAAAGAGUGUUAGUCGUAGCAAUUUGCUAUUUACCGCUGGUUCGGAUGGAUAUCUUUGUUUGUGGGACAUCAACAAGAGGAAAAGAUUGAAACAGUAUCCUAAAUUCCAAACUUGUGAGAUUGAUGGGUUACCUCUGGAAGAGAGUACGACUGAAAGCAUAGCUAAAAUCGAUAUAAGUCAUACGGAUGAUUUGAUAGCUGUGGCUACCAGCGAUGACAAUUACAAGAGAAGGCGGCGAUUAUCCGAGAGUGAAAACUCUAGAUUGCCCAGUCGCGUCUACAUUAGACACUUGAAGGAUUAA
Messenger RNA from Lodderomyces parapsilosis, 1128 nucleotides. It is a transcript of the gene BUB3, whose product is annotated as Bub3p. Gene Ontology annotation, cellular component: bub1-bub3 complex; kinetochore; mitotic checkpoint complex. NCBI's taxonomy places the organism in Eukaryota, Fungi, Ascomycota, Pichiomycetes, Serinales, Debaryomycetaceae. The transcript has a single exon. The coding region runs from base 1 to 1128 and encodes 375 amino acids. The record is from RefSeq and is a predicted model, not a curated record. Gene Ontology annotation, biological process: mitotic spindle assembly checkpoint signaling. Gene Ontology annotation, molecular function: ubiquitin binding.